AUGAGUGGAAUCUCAUUCAAGUCAUUUGUACAAUCUCAGUACACUCCAAUUCCUCUCCCGAACCAUGAUUUCACCGGACAGACCAUCCUCAUCACCGGAGCAAGUCGUGGGCUUGGCUUGGAAGCAGCUAGUCACUUUUAUCGCCUCGGCGCUUCCAAGAUCAUCUUGGCGAUCCGAGAUGCUAGAAAAGGUCCUGAAUGCAUAGCAUUUGUGAGACAGUACAAUCCUUCGUCAACCACCACUGUCGAGUGCUGGGAACUGGACCUCACCAAUGUCGAAACAAUCAGGCAGUUCGUCGCCAAAGCCAAGAAUCUUGAACGGCUGGAUGCAGUCAUACUCAACGCUGGUAUGGCCACCAUGUCAUUCCAAGCCGUUGACGGAAUGGAAAAGACACUUGCGACAAAUGUCACUGGUACAUUCCUGCUCGCCAUUGGUUUGCUGCCAGCACUGCGUCUAUCAGGGCUCCGAAAUAACAUCCGCCCCAGGAUGGUCUUGGUAUCGAGUCAAGGCCACGAAGCCGCUGGAUUCGCUGAGCGCACGGCUGACGAUAUCUUCGCCGCUCUCAAUGAUGACAGCAAGACUGACAUGACGGAUCGCUAUGACACCAGCAAACUGAUCCAACUGCUGGCGUUUUACGCUCUCAAAGACACAGUCGACAAAUCGUGGCCAGACAGCAUCACCUUUACGGCUGUAGACCCCGGACUGUGCGAUACAGACCUCACUAGAGACAUACCACUGCUCAUACGCAUCAUCCAUAGGAUCAUGAAAAUGUUGCUGGCGCGGACAGCCGAGGUUGGCGGUCGCUGCCUCGUCUUUGGUGCUGCUGAUAAUGAUCAUGCUCAUGGCGCAUACUUCAAAGAUGGAGUCAUUGGAAGUCCUCCAGUUGCAGUUACUGAUCCUGAGGGAGUUAAGCUGAAGAACCGUGUCUUUUCUCAGCUCAAGUCGCUGCUUUACUCCGUGGAUCCUGAGAUCAUGGAUGCUUGUCCAUCUAUGGAGUCAGAUGAAGAGGCGAUCCGUCUCAGUUAA
Fusarium pseudograminearum CS3096 is the source of this 1026-nucleotide messenger RNA. RefSeq lists its product as uncharacterized. The transcript is spliced from 2 exons. The record is from RefSeq and is a predicted model, not a curated record. Lineage: Eukaryota; Fungi; Ascomycota; Sordariomycetes; Hypocreales; Nectriaceae. Bases 1 to 1026 code for a protein of 341 amino acids.